Molecule: messenger RNA, 1264 nt
Organism: Brassica oleracea var. oleracea
Lineage: Eukaryota; Viridiplantae; Streptophyta; Magnoliopsida; Brassicales; Brassicaceae
Product: diaminopimelate epimerase, chloroplastic
Cellular component (GO): cytoplasm; cytosol
Molecular function (GO): diaminopimelate epimerase activity
Source: RefSeq, a predicted model, not a curated record
AAUAAUCUGAAGUAGCCAUGGAGAUAGCCGCCGCUAGCACUGUCUCCGUCGCGCCGCAAUUGCCCCGACUAACGAAUGCCUUUUCCAGGAAGCUAGGUUCCGUCUCUUCGCUUUCGUUCGGUUCCCUCAAGAGAAAUUACUGCGUUGGCAAAGUGUCUGCGUCCUCCUCCGUUGACGUCAUCACCGCCGAUAAAAUAUCUCCGGCGAGUUUUCUCGACAAGAGAGAAACCGGAGGAGUUCUUCAUUUCGUGAAGUAUCAUGGUCUCGGCAAUGACUUCAUCUUGGUUGAUAACAGAGACUCAUCGGAACCUAAGAUAACUCAAGAGCAGGCGGCGAAGCUGUGCGAUAGAAACUUCGGUGUUGGUGCUGAUGGAGUUAUUUUCGCAAUGCCUGGAGUCAAUGGUACUGAUUACACCAUGAGGAUAUUCAACUCAGAUGGAAGCGAACCUGAGAUGUGUGGCAAUGGAGUUCGAUGCUUUGCAAGGUUCAUUGCUGAGCUUGAGAACUUGCAAGGGAAAAACAGUUUUACAAUACAUGUUAAGGUAGAUAUGGGCAUACCGAUUCUUAAAGCACAAGAUGUGCCCACCAAGUUACCUGGAAACAAAGGGGAAGCUGUUAUUCAAGCAGAACUAGUUGUUGAUGGAGUAAGCUGGAACGUGACGUGUGUUAGUAUGGGCAAUCCUCAUUGUAUCACAUUUGGUACUAAGGGUGGACCGAUCCAGAAACUGAAGUUGCCAGAGAUUGGUCCAAAGUUCGAGCAUCAUGAAAUGUUUCCAGCUAGAACUAACACAAAGUUUGUGGAAGUCUUAUCACGUUCUCAUUUAAAAAUGCGUGUCUGGGAGCGUGGAGCAGGAGCGACUUUGGCAUGUGGAACUGGAGCUUGCGCUCUGGUUGUUGCAGCAGUCCUUGAAGGUCGAGCCAACAGGAAAUGCACGGUGGAUCUGCCUGGCGGACCAUAAGAGAUAGAGUGGAAGCAAGAAGACAACCAUAUCUACAUGACUGGUCCUGCAGAAGCUGUCUUCUACGGAUCAGCGCUGCUCUAAGGGGUCCUUCACGGUCAAUGACUUGUCGUCCCUCAUCGUUGUUGUUCUUUUGGGAUGUAUGUGUUGUAGUCUAAAGCGCGCUAAGCUCUUACAUUCCCCACCUAGAUUGUGCUUCACGGAACUGAUUCAUGAAUAUUGUCUUAUAUAACUUUUACCAUGUCAAGACAAAUAUGAACUUUUAUUGCAACCCUCAUUAGUCAUGGGUUCUUGAAAUAAUAUAA